Lathyrus oleraceus (garden pea) is the source of this 2193-nucleotide messenger RNA. RefSeq lists its product as uncharacterized. Bases 62 to 1786 code for a protein of 574 amino acids. The transcript has 3 exons. Lineage: Eukaryota; Viridiplantae; Streptophyta; Magnoliopsida; Fabales; Fabaceae. The record is from RefSeq and is a predicted model, not a curated record. Gene Ontology annotation, molecular function: catalytic activity.
CCUUUUAUCCGAUGGUAAUAACCGCAAGAGUAGCAAGGUGUGGUGGGAAAAGUGGAAGAAAAUGUUGUAUGCUUCAGUCUCACUUCCAUUGUCUUCCCCUUUCACUCCCAAAAACACAAACUGCUUUUCACCUUCCCAUUUUUCAGAAUUUCCCAACAAAUUCAGUUUCAAACCUUCGCCAACGAUUCUGUCCUAUUGCUUUCAGGUAAGAAGUAUUACACUUCCCGAAUGCAGACAAAACGAGAACACUGGGACGGCGAGCAAUGUAUCCAUCGCAAACAAACCCGCUGAAUGCAGUAAUUCACCCGAGCUUCCGCCGAGAGGUCUACCUCCUCUAGUGAGUGCAUUGAAAGCCUCAGCUGAACAAAAUGCUGCAUCUUUUCACUUUCCUGGACAUAACAGAGGCCAUGCCGCACCUGCUUCGAUGACUCAACUCAUUGGAAUAAGACCAUAUGUUCAUGAUUUGCCCGAGCUUCCAGAACUUGAUAACCUCUUUUGUCCUCAAGGCCCCAUAUUAGAAGCACAGAAACAAGCAGCCAAACUGUUUGGAUCAUCCAAGACAUGGUUUCUUGUCGGAGGUACUACUUGUGGGAUCCAUGCAGCAAUUAUGGCAACCUGUUCACCUGGAGAUUAUCUCAUUCUUCCCCGGAACUGUCAUGUAUCAGCUAUAUCUGCCAUGGUGUUAUCUGGUGCAGUGCCUAAGUACAUUGUUCCUGACUGUAAAAACGAUUGGGAUCUCCCUGGUGGCGUCACUCCGUUACAGGUAUUGAAAGCUAUCAAGGAACUAGAACUGGAAGGAAAAAAACUAGGAGCAGUUUUCAUCACUUCACCUACUUAUCAUGGUGUUUGCAGUAACUUGGCUGAGAUUUCUGAGAUCUGUCAUUCUCGGAAAAUUCCUUUGAUCGUUGAUGAAGCUCACGGCGCACAUCUAGGGUUUCAUCCUAAACUGCCUAGGUCAGCCCUCCAGCAAGGUGCUGAUAUAACCGUACAGUCUACCCACAAGGUUCUUUGCUCUCUUACUCAAUCAUCUAUGCUACACAUGUCAGGUAACAUCGUAGAUAAAGAUAGAAUAUCUAGAUGUCUCCAAACUCUCCAAACCACAAGUCCAAGUUACCUGCUUUUGGCUUCCCUAGAUGCCGCUAGAGCUCAACUUAGCGAAAGCCCUGAUAUUGUAUUCAACAAAUCGAUUGAAUUAGCAAAUGAAGCAAAAUGCUCGUUAAAACGAAUCCCUGGCAUCUCAGUGCUUGAGAAUUCAAGCUUUCCCAACUUUCCCGCAGUUGAUCCGCUGCGGCUUACUAUAGGUUUUUGGGAGCUUGGUUUAUCAGGUUACGAAGCAGAUGAAAUCUUAGACAGGGAUUUCGGAAUCGUCUGUGAACUUGUAGGGAAUAAGUCUAUCACUUGUGCCCUUAAUCUUGGAACUUGUAGGGAUCACGUCGAGAGGCUUUUAUCAGGAAUAAAGCAUCUAGCUUCAACAUGUUCUUCCAUUCAGAAUCCUAAAUACAGAGUGCUUACUGAUCAUGCACUCUUUGAUGAUAUAAUCAUGAAAUUGAUCCCUAGAGAUGCAUUUUUCGCUAGUAAAAGAAAAGUCACGGUGAAGGAGAGCCUUGGUAAGGUUUCGGGUGAGCUUAUAUGUCCAUACCCUCCAGGUAUACCGGUAUUGAUCCCCGGUGAGGUUAUUACAGAGAGAGCUGUCGAUUAUCUACUCCAUGUAAGAAGUAAAGGCGCUGAUAUUAGUGGAGCAUCUGAUCCCUUACUUUCUUCUAUAGUUGUCUGCGAUGUACUGUAAAAACAGUUUGCGAGAAGCACCAGCACUUCAUAUUAAAGACGUGUCUAGUGUUCCACGUGUAUCCGUAUAUGGAAGGUGUGUCCUAGUGUUCCACAUGUGUCCUAGUCUUACAUCAACACAACAUCUCUACAUGUAGUUACAUUCGUUCACUUAUUUUUCCGAUUCAUUACUAAUUGGAUAGUAAAGAAAGAGACCUGCAAAAAUAUUGCGGGUGAAAAUCUUCCCGAUUCCCAUACUUUAGAUAUGGUUCAAAAUCAUUUGAAAAGAAAUGUCUCAAGUCAUGUUAAAAGCCAUUCUCUAACUGUUUCAAAACUAUUAUUUCUGUUUUGCAGCACAUUAAUGUGAAAGAUUAAUGUUAAUACAAAUAACUUGAAACAAUUCAAUAUGUAAGUUGAAAUUUCACAUCA